Messenger RNA from Paralichthys olivaceus (Japanese flounder), 2453 nucleotides. The record is from RefSeq and is a predicted model, not a curated record. Lineage: Eukaryota; Metazoa; Chordata; Actinopteri; Pleuronectiformes; Paralichthyidae.
CGCCACAAUGAGUUGGGGGGCGCUCUACGCCCAGCUGGGCGGCGUCAACAAACACUCCACCAGUCUGGGAAAGAUUUGGCUCUCUGUCCUCUUCAUCUUCCGCAUCACUAUUCUGGUCCUGGCUGCUGAGAGCGUCUGGGGGGACGAGCAGUCCGACUUCACGUGCAACACGCAGCAGCCGGGCUGCAAGAACGUCUGCUACGACCACUUCUUUCCCGUGUCGCACAUCCGCCUGUGGUGCCUGCAGCUGAUCUUCGUGUCCACGCCGGCUCUGCUGGUGGCCAUGCACGUGGCCUACAGGAAGCGUGGGGACAAGAGGACCAUGCUGUCGUCUACAGAUAAGACGACGGACAGUGACCUGGAGACUCUGAAGAGGAGGCGUCUGCCGAUCGCAGGCCCCCUGUGGUGGACCUACACCAGCAGCUUGUUCUUCAGGCUCAUCUUCGAGGGCGGCUUCAUGUACGCUCUCUACUUCGUCUACGACGGCUUCCAGAUGCCGCGGCUGGUGAAGUGUGAGCAGUGGCCCUGUCCCAACAAGGUGGACUGCUUCAUCUCCCGGCCGACAGAGAAGACCAUCUUCACCAUCUUCAUGGUGGCCUCGUCGACCAUCUGCAUGAUCCUGAACGUGGCUGAGCUGGGCUACCUCAUCGGCAAGGCGCUCAUGAGGUGCUCAGCCAGGUCCAAUAAGAAUAAGCGUUUCUCCAACACUGACGGCGUGAUGCGGGACAAUGCCCUCGCGCAGAAUAAGAAGAACGAGAUGCUGCUGUCCACGUGCACAGAUUCAUCCAGCAACAAGACCGCCUGUUGAAGAGCAGCCAUAAACGGUACCCACAAUGCAUCAUUCGUUUGUGCAUAUUGUUCGAGACGAGGACAUUUAACAGAAAUCUGUUUAGUUGAUGUUUGACCUCAUCUCUACAUCAGUCUCUGUGUUUAUUCCCACACUUGGCCUCAAAUUUGUCCCGGCAGGUCACACGUCUCUCCUUCUGUCCUCGCAUGAAAGUCGCAGAUCAAACCAACAAGCGUAGAUUUUCUAUUUCUGUCGUCCACCUCUUCGUCCUCGUCUCUGUUUCCCGCUCACACUCUGAAUUUUGCUUGCAUGUGUCGUACUGUCCCGAACCAACGAAGCAUGAGUCCACACUGACAUCUGCUGGUGACAGUGGGAAUCAUUCUGUUUGACUGUGACGGAAGAAAAAUGAAGUUAAUGACAAAUGAAGCAGAAUUCAUGAUGAUUUUCAGAGUGUAGUUUUCCAGACAUUUAAUUUUAAAUGUUAAGUACAUUUUUAACCGUUGUUGAUUUUUCACUGUUAAAUCAAAAUCAAGGUUGACAUUUGUUAAAUGACUUUCUUUCAAUGAUUUUGUUUUUUUAAUUCUUGUGUGUUGUUAACUACUGAGGGCUGUACUGCACAGGGUACAAUUACACUGAUGAAGAAUUUAUUUAACGUGGUGGAAUCUUAUCUGAAACUCUUCAGUGGUUUUAAUGAUAGAUGUGACGCUCUUUGCCGUUCGAUCAAAUCACAAACUUUUCUGUCUUUUUACUUGAACUGUGUUUGAAAUGGAAAUUUUUCAUUUUAAGGAAAAAAAACAACUAAACGCUGAGACUAUGUUGUGUAUUUGGUACGAAUAUGAGAAUUGUAAAUGUUUAGGGUAAAUAUAAUGUUGCAUAAAUGUGAAAUGUUUGCUAAGAACUGAAUUUGCAGAGUCGAUCUGGAUGUUAGAGUCUUAACAAGGAGGCAAAAACUAAUGAAAUGUUAAAUCAAAAACACAGAAAGGUGAUAAAACGAGCAGAUAUUUUGAUUUCAAGCUGCGAAACUUGAAUAUUUGUGAAAUCUGUCGAGCUGUUGGUGAUUUACAAACAUGCAUUAUUUGUAUUUGAUUCAAUAGUUUUUGACGUUUGUUUUUGCCUCCUGACGACCCUGUUACCUGCCGAGUUUAUUUCAAAAAGCAGGAUUAUCAAGUUGAGCAGAAAACUUCAAAAACUGCUUCAUCAUUGAUAUUAAGCAGUUAUGAUGAUAUGAGGCUUUUCUGAUCAGCCCAGACCUGCUCCUGUCUUAUUUAGACUUGUGUUGUUGUCGCAGAGUGUGUGUGUGUGUGUGUGUGUGUGUGAACUCACUGCCUGUAUCAGCUUACAGGAUGUGCCUUUUUUUAGCCACAACACCGAUCACCGCUCGGCCUCUUGAUGUGAGGAACCACAAAGUGACAAAAAGUCUUUGUCCUCCGUCACAAAUCAAAAAUCAAAAAUCAGGGAGGGUUCUCCUGAAGAUCCUCCUGAGACGUUCUGAACAUUCUUCUCUGAGAAUAUUCUGCUUCUUAACAGCUUCCUGAGUGAGAAGGAAACGAAAUGUCUGUGAUUGUGUUUUGUACCUGAGAUAUUUUUUAUUACACUUGCACUUUGAUCCUUGAAGUCAUUUUGCUCUUUGAGACUUUGUUUGGUCAUAAAUCAGUAAAACCAGAAA